AUGGCCCCCGGCGCUGAGCGCCCCGACCUCAACUACGGAUCCAAAAUCUUUCUCCCACCAUCCGCCUUGGACAAGGUAUCAAGAAUGCACGUUCAAUGGCCUAUCAUGCUAGAACUGAUUAACGGAGCGGCGGGGGGCAAACACACACAUGCAGGUGUGCUCGAGUUCGUAGCAGAGGAGGGCAGAGCUUACAUCCCGCAAUGGAUGAUGCAGUCGCUCCAGCUUGAUGUGGGCGACAUGAUCCAGGUCAAGACCACCUCCCUCGAGCUUGCCAAGCUAGUCAAGCUACAGCCACAGUCCGUUAACUUUCUCGAAAUUACCGAUCCUCGUGCCGUCCUCGAAAAAGCCUUCCGCAACUUCGCCGCUCUAACCAAAGGCGACGUCUUCAACUUCGAAUACAACGACGAGGUCUACGACAUGGCCGUUCUAGAUGUAAAGCCCGAAACUGCUAGGAUGGGCGUCAGCAUGAUCGAGACGGAUGUAAGCGUCGACUUUGCACCGCCAGUCGGCUACGUCGAGCCAGAGAGAGCGCCACGCGGCAGCGGCACCAGCACGCCCCGCAGUGCAAGAGGUGCAGGUGGCGGUGUGCCUCCCGGGGGCCUACUCUACAGCCAAGGUACCAUGGCACAAGCAAUCAAUUAUGACUCGAUCGCGCCAGGUUCAGCGGCAUCUUUGGCAGGGAACUUUACGGGAGAGGGGCAGCGGUUGAGCUCCAAGAAGGGUGGCAAGGCUCCAGCGCCGAAGCCCGCAACCCCCGUGGCUGGCACGUCAAGCUCAACCAAGGAAGCCACGGUACCCAUACGGCGUAGCAACGGGCCGGCGCCCCUGCGUCUUCCCCCUGGCAAACUCUUCCUAGGGUACGAAGUCAAGCCGGUCAAGACGGCUGAGGAUAAGGAGAGGGAGGCUGCGAACGCAAAGCAGCCUCACUUUGCUGGUCAAGGCCAGACGUUGAGGGAAACCGCUAAGAAAAAGGGUGACAGUGACGAUAAGGCUGGGAAAUAG
This is a messenger RNA of Chaetomium globosum CBS 148.51, 1002 nucleotides long. RefSeq lists its product as uncharacterized. NCBI's taxonomy places the organism in Eukaryota, Fungi, Ascomycota, Sordariomycetes, Sordariales, Chaetomiaceae. Gene Ontology annotation, molecular function: polyubiquitin modification-dependent protein binding. Gene Ontology annotation, cellular component: VCP-NPL4-UFD1 AAA ATPase complex. The transcript is spliced from 2 exons. The record is from RefSeq and is a predicted model, not a curated record. Bases 1 to 1002 code for a protein of 333 amino acids.